Messenger RNA from Phragmites australis (common reed), 1470 nucleotides. RefSeq names its product heavy metal-associated isoprenylated plant protein 3-like. Gene Ontology annotation, molecular function: metal ion binding. Bases 158 to 1234 code for a protein of 358 amino acids. The transcript is spliced from 4 exons. NCBI's taxonomy places the organism in Eukaryota, Viridiplantae, Streptophyta, Magnoliopsida, Poales, Poaceae. The record is from RefSeq and is a predicted model, not a curated record.
GCCGCCCCCGCGCCUUCCCGGCACGGCGGCACUCAAUUCCUUCCUUCCCAAACUCCCCUGCUCCUCCUCGAACCCCGCGCCUGUGCGCCCUCAGUGACUACCGCCUCCCAGAGACAGAGACAAGCCAGGCCAGGAGAGAGAGGACAAGGCUGCCGCCAUGGGAGAGGAGAAGAAGGCGAGCAAGGACGGCGGCGGCGGCGGGGACAAGAAGAAGGACGCCGGGGCUGGACCAGCGGCGGCGGGGCCGCAGCCCAUCGUGCUCAAGGUCGACUUGCAUUGCGCUGGCUGCGCCAGCAAGGUCCGCAAGGCCAUCAAGCGCGCCCCAGGCGUGGAGUCGGUGGUGCCGGACGUGGCGGCGGGCAAGGUGAUCGUGACCGGCGCGGCGGACGCGGUGGAGCUCAAGGAGCGCAUCGAGGCCAGGGCCAAGAAGCCCGUGCAGAUCGUCUCCGCUGGCGCCGGCCCGCCCAAGAAGGAGAAGGAGAAGGAGAAGAAGGCGGACGGCGGCGGCGAGAAGAAGGUGGAGAAAGAGAAGGGCGGCGGCGGCGGAGAGAAGAAGGGCGAGAAAGCGAAAGGUGGCGGUGACAAGAAGGCCGAGAAAGGCGGCGGCGACAAGCCCAAGGAGGAGAAGAAGCCUAAGGAAUCCAAAGAGGAGACGGUGACGCUCAAGAUCCGACUGCACUGCGACGGCUGCAUCGACCGGAUCAAGCGCCGCAUCUACAAGAUCAAAGGGGUGAAGGAUGUGGCGGUGGACAACGCUAAGGAUCUGGUGAAGGUGACCGGCACCAUGGACGCCGCAGCGCUGCCGGCCUACCUCAGGGACAAGCUCAGCCGGCCCGUGGAGGUUGUCGCGCCCAGCAAGAAAGACGGCGGCGGCGACAAGAAGGCCGACGACAAGAAGGACAAGGGCGCCGGCGACGGCGGCGACAAGAAGAAGGACGGCGGUGGCGGCGAGGAGAAGAAAGACAAGGACAAGUCCGCGGCCGCCUCCGCGUCGGUGGCACCGAUGCCCCUGGCCAACGCGGGCAUGUACCAGAUGCCGCCGCAGUACGGCUACACGCCGUACCCCCCGGCCCCCGGCGCCUACUACGGCGGCGGUGCCCCGCCGCCCAUCCCCACCUUCUACCCCAACGCUGGCUUCGGCCAGUACCCGCCGCCGUCCUACCCGUACUCCGCCCACGUCCACGCGCCCCAGAUGUUCAGCGACGAGAACCCCAACGCCUGCUCCGUCAUGUGAGACCGCCGCCGGCGCCGCACGCAACGCUCCCUACACUCGCUGUAUCAAACCAGAAACUACGGCUUGGGUCUAGUGGUUUAGUUAGUUAAUCAGUUAAGCAUUAGUAGCUAGUUUAAAUCAGUGCUCCGAGAUUAGCAGAAGACCUGUAAAUGACAGCAGUGCAGCGAGGCCACGAUGAAAUGCAGUGUCAUGUAAUCUAUCGGCCCGAAGAAAUUUUGCCCCUGUUCUAGCACUAA